AUGUCGUCGUCUGGUGAUUACCAGGUCGCUGCCUGUGCGGCUGGCUUCACCAUCGGUUUCGGUUAUCUAACAACAGUCCGAGCCGUUCAUCAAACCAAAGCGAACAAGAAUCCAUGGCGGUCGGCGUACAUCUACAUGAUAUGGGGUGAGAUUUUAGCAAAUCUUAUCCUUGGUGUUCUGUGUUGGCUUUGGCUGAAAGAUAUUGUCCAUAAUGGACCUGCCCUUCUCUUCUUCAUACUCUUUUUCUAUGUCUUCGAGGUUCAGUUCCUCAUGCAAAUCAUCAUCAACCGUAUUUCAAUCAUCUCUGAGCGCAAGGCUACGGCACAGAGAUUGAAGAUCGUAACAGCAGUGGUCAUCUCAUGCAUCAACGCAGCUGUGUUCUGUAUCUUUAUCCCUUCCCACCUCUCACCCCCACCCAGCAUGCAAAAACAGCNNUUUGUACACAUUAACAAAUACUGGGAUCGUUGCUCUAAAAUUCUCAUUAUGCUUGUCGACGCGUUUCUCAACUGGUAUUUCAUCUAUGUCGUCAAGGCUAGACUGGUCAAGCAGCACGGUCUUCGAAAGUAUAAGCCGUUAGUAGCUUACUACACUCGCCUGGGUAUCAUCUCUGUCUGCAUGGACCUCAUGCUUAUUGGCCUGAUGUCUUUACCCAACGGGAUUGUAUUUGUCCAAUUCCACCCUGUCGCAUAUGUAAGUCAGAGUUCGUGUUCUUUUGGCGUGUCAAAUGAUGCUGAUAGAACACACAGANUGGUCAAACUCAACAUCGAGAUGAGCAUGGCAGACAUGAUUAUCAAAGUUGCGCGAAGCAAUGAGCAAGACAUGAACUUCAACUCUUCAUCGCAAGGCACACCCUAUCCCGCAACACUCAACACCCAAAAAUCACAACACAACCACACUUACAACGACAACGAUGCCCACGGAGUUCCAAGAAACGUCACAAAUACCGCAUUCGUCAAUCACAACCGAGGCAAUGAAGACCUCAGGGAGGACAUUCACGGUAUAAAACGACAGACUGAAGUCCAAGUGUACGUGGGUGAUUCGGAGAGUGAGGAUCGCUCAAUCGACCUUGAACAUGGAAAGCCAACUACAAGGGACUUCACCCGCGACCGUGAUGGUUUCGGUGGUGAUAACCGAGCAAGCCAUCAAUCAAAUGACUCGCAGAUACCUAUGCACGACCUGGGCAGUCCUGUUGGUCGUGUGACAUGA
This is a messenger RNA of Aureobasidium uvarum, 1206 nucleotides long. NCBI's taxonomy places the organism in Eukaryota, Fungi, Ascomycota, Dothideomycetes, Dothideales, Saccotheciaceae. The record is from the annotation of a GenBank genome assembly.